Messenger RNA from Rosa chinensis, 2302 nucleotides. RefSeq names its product LEAF RUST 10 DISEASE-RESISTANCE LOCUS RECEPTOR-LIKE PROTEIN KINASE-like 1.5. Lineage: Eukaryota; Viridiplantae; Streptophyta; Magnoliopsida; Rosales; Rosaceae. The record is from RefSeq and is a predicted model, not a curated record. Gene Ontology annotation, biological process: protein phosphorylation. The transcript has a single exon. Gene Ontology annotation, molecular function: ATP binding; protein kinase activity. The coding region runs from base 165 to 2084 and encodes 639 amino acids.
CCACCUCUCCAUUCGUCCUCCACCAUUUUCGAGCCUUUUGUCUUUGUCUUCUCUCCAGACUUGACUCCUUCACGUGACUCUCUACUCUCUAGGCCACAACCCCACUCGUCUCUUUCCUCACAUUCAUUCCAAGACUUCUGAUUCCCUCUCUCACUUCCUCCUCCAUGCCUCCGUCGCUUGCUGCCUGUGUCUUCUUCUUCUUCUCAGUUCUUGGCCUCAUUUCCUCAGUCCACUCGCACUUAUGCUCACCGCACCAUCAAUCUCUAUGCCCAACCUUUACUUCAACUCCUCCUUUUCCCUUCUCUUUCUCACCUGGCUGUGGCCACCCCUCUUUCCAAAUCAAAUGCUACGCAAAUCACUCCAUAAUCACCAUUAACAACCUCGCUUUCUCCCUCCUCCACUACGAGCCCAACUCCACAUCUCUCCUUCUCUCCCCCUACAUCACCAACUCGACAAUUAAAGCUAAAUCCCUUAGCACUAGCAACUGCUCAUCCCCUCACUUUCUCUCAAUCCCCAGCCGCUCCAUCAACCUCUCCUCUUCCCCCUUUCGCUUCUCCGACGGUUCCUGUAACCGCCUCUCUGUUCUCAAACCUUGCUCCCCGCCAAAUCUUCCUAAUUGCAGCCAUUGUCCCUGGGAAUGCAAGCUCAUAAAGAGCCCGGUCAAGCUACUCCCUGGCUGUGGAUCUAGUCGCAGCUCUGUUCCCAACCAGGGCUGCCAAGACGAUGUCUUGGGAUAUCUUGACAACUUCCUCCAACUCGGGAUCGAGCUCGAGUGGGACGAAGCUCAAGAUUCUUACUUCUCAAGCUGCAGAGAUUGCGAAGCCAACAGCGGCAUAUGCGGCUUCAAUUCCUCCGACCCAUCACGGCAAUUCCUGUGUCUCCACACCAAAGCUCAACUCUCACCCCCAUGGAUUAGCAAGCACAACCCCCAUCGCGUCGCCAUUUUGUGCUCGGUCUUGGCAGUGACUUGUUUGAUGGUUAUGGCUUCUGUUUCUUUGGCCAUAAUCAGGUCCAGAAGAAGACUACACUCCUCCGCCACAGAAGAAGACCCGACCACAUUGUUCCUCCAGCGCCACCGCUCCGCCAGUCUCCUCCCGCCGGUAUUCACCUACGAAGAGCUGGAAUCAUCCACCAACAAAUUCGACACCAAGCGCAAAAUCGGCGACGGCGGGUUCGGGUCGGUCUACCUGGGCCAGCUCUACGACAGCCGCGUCGUCGCCGUAAAGUACCUCCACAAGCCCCACCACUCCGCCGCCUCCGGCAAGGCCUUCUCCAACAAGUGCUUCUGCAACGAAAUCCUAAUCCUCUCCUCAAUUGACCAUCCUAACCUCGUCAAGCUCCACGGCUACUGCAGCGAUCCCAGGGGCCUUCUGUUGGUCUAUGAUUACGUCCCCAACGGCACUCUCGCCGACCAUCUCCACGGCCCGAAGAGCCUCUACCGGAAAGGGUCGAUGACGUGGCAGGUGAGGGUUGAUAUAGCUUUGCAAACCGCCAUGGUUAUGGAGUACUUGCAUUUCUCGGUGGUGCCUCCGGUGGUUCACAGAGACAUAACUUCGUCUAAUAUUUUCGUGGAAAGAGACAUGAGAAUUAAAGUCGGGGAUUUCGGGCUGUCGAGGCUUUUGGUGUUCCCGGAAACGACGUCGUCGAGUUCGGGGUACGUUUGGACCGGGCCUCAGGGUACUCCGGGUUACCUGGACCCGGAUUACCACCGGUCGUUCCGGUUGACGGAUAAGAGUGACGUGUACAGCUUCGGGGUGGUGCUGCUGGAGUUGAUUUCGGGUCAGAAGGCGGUGGACCAGAGGAGGGACAAGAGGGAGUUGGCUUUGGCGGAUAUGAUGGUGUCCAAGAUCCAGAUGGGCCUGCUCCAUCAGGUAGUCGACCCGGUUCUGAUUGUGGAUGGGAAUGUGACGGAUGGUGUUGACGUGGCGGCAGAGCUGGCGUUCAGGUGCGUCGCGGCGGAGAAGGACGACCGUCCAGAUGCGAGGGAGGUGGUGCAGGAGCUGAGGCGGAUCAGGGGCCGUAUACGUGGGAUUAGCCGCGCUUCGAGUUCGAAUGUGAUUGGUGCUGACGUGGCAAAAAGCUGAUUUGACUGGUUGUAGGGUCUGUUGCACAUGUGCAAGGUUUGACUGAAGAGAAAGGACGAGUCUCUCAAUCAGAAGCACAGUGGCAUAAGAUUGUGAAUAGAUUUGAUGGGUACCUACUUUGAAGCUUCCACUGUAGUUUUACCCUGUUUUUGGUCUUUUUACUCUUUGUUACAGAAUGGACGAAUGGUAAAUAUAGCUUUUCAACUGUGCUUUUACCC